CUGUCUCUGUCUUGCAGGUGCCGCCGGCGUGUUGGUCGGACAUCCGUUUGACACGGUGAAGGUGCGGUCUCCAGGGUCAAGAGCAUAUUCCAGCCCCCUCGAUUGGUAUACAGGAACCUUCCACUGCUUCCAAUGACCAUCAUCAAACAGGAGUCCUGCAUGGGGGCUGUACAAAGGGUCGGCUCCCCCAUGAUGGGCCUCACAUUUAUCAACGCUCUGGUGUUUGGGGUUCAAGGGAACACACUCCGCUACCUUGGCAAAGACACGCCACUGAACCAGUUCCUGGCCGGGGCGGCGGCCGGGUCCAUCCAGUGCGUGAUCUGUUGUCCCAUGGAACUGGCCAAAACCCGAAUGCAGAUGCAAGGCACUGGGGUGUACAAGUCCAAAUCCAAAACCUACAAGAACUCCUUGGACUGCCUGGUGAAGAUCUACCAGAAGGAGGGCCUGAGGGGCAUCAACAGAGGGAUGGUGACCACCUUUCUCCGGGAGACACCAAGCUUUGGCUUUUUACUUCCUGACAUACGACUAUCUCUCCAGGUACCUCGGCUGUGAGAUCAACGACAACCUCAUCAUCCCCAAGCUGCUGUUCGCUGGUGGCAUGUCCGGCAUCGUGUCUUGGCUGUCCACCUACCCCAUUGAUGUCAUCAAAUCUCGACUUCAAGCCGAUGGCUUUGGUGGCGCCAAGCAAUAUAAUGGCAUCAUGGACUGCAUCAGACAGAGCUACAAUAGAGAAGGGCUGAGGGUCUUCACGAGGGGUCUGACCUCCACCUUGCUGAGGGCGUUCCCCGUCAAUGCUGCUACCUUUGCCACCGUCACUCUCUUCCUCAUGUACAUGAGGUCAGAGACCCCCACUGCUGACUGCGACGCCGGACCACCAUUACAGCAGCCAACCAGCAUGUAG
Messenger RNA from Staurois parvus, 901 nucleotides. The record is from the annotation of a GenBank genome assembly. NCBI's taxonomy places the organism in Eukaryota, Metazoa, Chordata, Amphibia, Anura, Ranidae.